This is a messenger RNA of Stegodyphus dumicola, 2978 nucleotides long. Its product is annotated as patched domain-containing protein 3-like. Gene Ontology annotation, cellular component: plasma membrane; cytoplasmic vesicle membrane. The record is from RefSeq and is a predicted model, not a curated record. NCBI's taxonomy places the organism in Eukaryota, Metazoa, Arthropoda, Arachnida, Araneae, Eresidae.
GUAUUGGAAUGGAUGAUUCCUUUGUCCUUUUAGCAGCAUGGCGUCGAACGGACACAAAACUGAGCGUCGUGGAUCGUCUGGGUGACACGUACGCUGAAGCAGCUGUUUCUGUCACAAUCACCUCUCUCACGAAUUUCAUAAGUUUCUGGAUUGGUGCCAUCACACCAUUUCCAUCUGUAAGAAUCUUUUGCAUCUACACAGCAACAGCAGUACUCUUCACUUACAUCUACCAGGUGACAUUCUUCGGUGGUUGCAUGGCUAUCUCAGGGAAUGCCGAAAAGAGACGACUUCAUGCAAUGUUCUGUGUCCCUACUAUGCCCAAAUCUCUUGCAGUGGACAAGGGAUGUUGCUACCGCACUUUCUGUACUGGAGGUAAAAAUGAAGACGAUCCGGACAACCCAUUGGAUAAUAAGGAGCAUAGCUUAAUGGUAUUUUUCAGAGAUCACAUGGGAGUGUUUCUGGGCAGAAAAUGGGUCAAAGUUAUGGUCCUCGUCUGCUUCAUGUGUUACCUUGCUGUCGGAAUUUGGGGAUGUCUGCAAGUACGUGAAGGAUUGGAACGCCACAAGUUAUCUCGAAGUGAUUCAUAUUCCGUUACUUUUUAUGAAAGGGAAGAUAUGUACUUCCGAAAAUAUGCUUACAGGAUACAGGUAGUAGUCAACGCAACUCUGGAUUACUCCGAUCCAAAAGUUCAACAACAGAUAGAAAAUAUGCUUCAGAAAUUUGAAGCCAGUCCUUAUGUGUCUGGACCGGAUCUGACUGAAUCCUGGUUAAGAGCUUUCAACAGAUUCGUGACUGAUAGUCGAACUGCAUUUUUAUUACAAUCAUUCAACAAGACAGAUCCAACAGAUUUCUUGAAAAUUCUUGAUGUCUUUUUCACUUAUCCUUUAUCGCAUAUGUUCAUACAAGAUGUUCUGUUUAAUGAAGACAAGACAGCAAUAAUAGGCACUCGCUACGUUAUCCAAGCCUAUAAUAUAGUAGAUGCAAAUAAGGAGAAAGAUAUGGUACUUGAGCUCCGUAAAAUUGCAGACAGUCAGCCAUUUCCCGUAACCGUCUUUCAGCAGUAUUUUAUAUAUUUCGAUCAGUUUAUUUUAGUCAGAGAUACUUCCAUACAGUCCAUCUGCGUUGCUGUUGCUGUAAUGAUAGGGAUCUCUCUCGUUUUUAUUCCAAGCUUCCAUUGUGCUGUGUUUGUUGCAUUUUCUAUUAUCUCAAUAGAAGUUGGUGUAAUCGGAUACAUGACUUUGUGGGGUGUUAAUUUAGAUUCUAUAUCUAUGAUAAAUCUUAUAAUGUGUAUCGGAUUCUCCGUAGAUUAUUCUGCACAUAUAUCUUACGCUUAUUUUUCUGCUGACAAGCAAACUCCAGAUGAUGGCAUCAGAGCUGCUCUUCAUUCACUGGGUGUUCCAAUUUUUCAAGGAAGCGUAUCUACUAUAUUAGGUGUCAUUGCAUUAAUAUUUGCUCCGUCUUAUAUCUUCUUGACGUUCUUCAAAACAGUGUUUCUCGUAAUUCUGUUCGGUGCUUUGCAUGGUAUUUUAUUGCUCCCAGUUUUGUUAUCCUUGUCCGAUUCAUGUUUCAAUUCGAAGUUGUGCUCGUUCUGUCGUCGCUUUAAAUCAAGCUGCACUUGUUCUCCCAUGCAAUCUCCAGAGAAACCACCUCUUGCAAUACUCGAAGUACCAGAAAUUGCUUCUUAUGGUAUUUCCCAAUCUCCACGCCUUGUAAGCACGACGGGAAGUGUUCCGUUUGUGCCUCCUCUGAUAAAAUCUGGUGAGCCCGACGAGAACAGUAGUAAAGGUUCCAAAAAUGGAGACAUGUGGAAUGCUGAGAAUGGAGACAAAGAUCUUGGCCUUGGAACCAGUGGUGAGAGCAGUGAUGGUAGUUGGAAAUGCCCCCACGAAGAUCGGGAAAGAUCAUCUUUGCCACCCACUCAUCAGAUAGCAGCUGCAUUAGCGUAUCCCAGUGAAUAUAUUCACAGACCAGAGGAACACGAUAAUUUUGGAUAUGUGCCAGACGAAGAUGUGCAUCCACCUCAUAUACACGGUUAUCGAUCUCCAGAGAGGCAACAGGCCAGAUCGAGGAGCUCAUCAUGUUCCUAUCCUCGAGAUCGCAUGAGAAGCUAUAUCGAUGAUUUGGCCAUGAGAAGAGAAAUGCCGUGCCGGGCACAUGACCAUCCCAUAACAGUAGGGCCAACAAGAGGCAAUGGUUAUUUUUUCCAAGGCCCUCCUAGACGCCCUGUUAGUGGAGGCCAUAUUUCUAGGAUAAGUGGAGAAUGGGCCAGUUGCCUUCCAGGUUCACGAGAUAGGCCACGGCGAUCACGAGAGAGGACGACCAGACGAGAGAAUGAGCCGGAACGAGUUUUUACUGUCAGAUUAUGACAAUCGGAGGAAAUAGAUCGAUUUUCCACUAUGACAAGCCACCGCUGAGCAUCUCAGAGGAAUCGUAUUUCUGCUUUGACAAACCAAAUCUUUAUUCGGUGCCAACACUUUGACAGGGGCAGGUGCUCAUUAUUGAGACAAUGGUCACUGUGCAAAAUCAUUACAAGUGUACUUGAACGGUUCGGAUGUAUCUAAAGACAGUUUGUCUUCAAUCAGAUACUGCAAACAUAUUUUAAUUUGCAGAGUGCGGACCGUCAUGUUUCAGCCCAAAUAUAGUCUACCUCGAUCACUGAGGACUGCUCAAAUACUUGAAUUUGGAAGGAACUAUGAAAAACAUAGAAUGGUUGAUACAAAUAUAAAAGUCCACUAAACUUUCAGUGACAAUCUAAAAAUAUUUGUAGAAGUGUUACCAUACUCUAAACUACCAUAUAAUAAUAUAUAUAAAAAAACACUACUGCAUUAUUGGAUUAAAUUUAUUUAUAUGGCUCUCAUUCUGAAUAUGAAUGCAACUUUAGUGUUAGACUAUUCAUAAAAAGGAUAAUUCAAGCACUGAUGAAAUGUGAAUUAGAAUACAACUGUAAUAAAUGUUCAUUAUUAUUGUUCAGAUAUAAA